AUGUCCACUAGUGGACUCUUUAAAUCCAAACAGUUCAAAUCAAAGAAGAACUUGAAGGGCUUGUUGAUCUCACCACCGGUGUUGGCCAACUGUACAUCCUCCUUGGUUUCUUCUGGGAGUAAUGGAUCCUCCAACUUGGCAGUAAAUCCGCACUCCUCAAACAUAAACAACCGCGUAAUUAUUCUCCGAGCACUUUAUGAUUUCCAAGCUGAGAGUGAAAUUGAACUCACGGUCAAAUCAGGAGAAUAUCUCCGACUCAUUGAUAAGCCAGGAAAUGGUUGGCUCUGUGUACAAAACGUCGACCGAUGUACAAACAAGGGACUUGUCCCCGCAGCAUACGUUGAUAUUGAAGUCAAUGAUAGCUGGGAACCCGUGACCGUUGAUUGGCUACAAGAACAAGAGAAAGAAGAAAUUUUACAACAGCCCCAGGAAGAUCAAUCGAAUUGUACCUCCGACGACGAUGAACCUAAAACCCCACUUGAAUUUAAUCAAAAAAAUUCAUCAUCAUCAACAUCAACAUCAAAUAUUUUUUUCAAUUCAUCUCCUAAACGAGAACAAAAUUCCAACACAUUUGGGAAUUUUGGAUCAUUUGGAAUUCCAAAUCUCCCAAUUACUCCUAAAAAAAAUAAAUCAGCGCACUCUCGUAAAUCAUACAGUAUCUCAACUCUGGGGAAAAAUUUUAUUCAAUCUUUGAGUCCUGUACGAGUGGCUUCGCAACCAACAACCUUACAGUCACACAAACCACCAUUCCCAUUCCCAGAAACUGAGUCUGGGACUUAUUCUUCUUCACAGAAUUAUACCUAUUCACAACCAACCACUUCUGGUCUGCCAGCAAGACUGUUGAAUGCUUCUACAUUGAUGACUCCAGAUGAUGAUUUCAAUUUCUUUCAAAAGGAGUCGAUGAUGACUAAUCUGCUGCUUGCAUCUCCUACAACUACUUCCCAUGGUAAAACUACUGCUGCUGGUGCCUCUGAUUCUAACAAGUUGCAACACAUUUCCAUCAACAAUGUUCUUCAAUAUGAUAACCGGUUCUAUUACCGGGUAGAUAUCACCCAUCAAAACAAACUGAAACGUUACAUUAUGAAAACAUAUCAAGAUUUCUAUAAUCUUCAUAUUAAUCUACUGAUUCUUAAUAUUGAUGAGAAUUUACCUAAGCUCCCACAACCAAUCCGUCAACAAACAAAGCAAUCACUUUUGAUUAGAUGUAAUGAAUUAAAUGUUUAUAUCAAUAAAUUGAUCAAAAAUGAGUUUUUCAAGUCUUGUGAUGAGAUGGUUGAAUGGUUAAGGUCUCCGGAAGACCAGUCACCACAAUUGGAGUUUACUAGUGAUGAUGCUGAGAUCAAUCAAUUACUUUUGCCAAAUUCCAUUGAUAUGAUGAAAGCAGCUGCAGAAGCAGCUGCUGCUAUGACUGCUUCAAGUCGUAAGAACAGUUCAGUUACCGUCAAUAGUAUGGCUAAUGGUAACGUUGGGAAAUAUUCGACAACUGCUCCACUUCCUAUGGCUUCAAGCACCGUUUUACCAGGACCAAAUACUCAAACUCCAGCGUUUGAUUACAAGUACAGUAACAACAAAUAUUCAUCGUAUAUGCAUCAAAGGGAUAAGGAAAACGUUAAGCAACAAAAGCUCAAGAAAUUCCCUUCAUCGGUGAGUAGCAACACUCUUAACAGCUACUCUUCUCUCAUUGAUCGGUAUGAAAUCGAUGAUGAAAGUGAAGAUAAAAAGAGAAAUAAUUCCAGUGGAGGUAGUGAAGAAGAUGAUGAUGUAGAUUCACUUUUCUCAGAACUGAAGAAGGUAGUUGAAGAGCCAGAGAAGGUGGAAAGUCCAUCCACACCCAUCAUGGAAAGUAGAUCCUCGUUUGACGACAACGGGUUGUCAGGGUCACCGGUGACCCCUAGCACACCACCUCUUGCUGCUGGAAUCAAAGUAUUGGCCACCCAUACACCACCACCAGUAGAGGAAGAAGAAGAGGAAGAAGAAAUCCAACACUACCGACCAAUUGCCGCCUCGGGAUUUGUCAAAGUGAAAGUUCUGUUGAAUAAUCAGGAAGACGAUAUCAUUGUGUUGAAGGUACAAAAGAAGGAUAUUGGAUGUAUUGGAGACUUGAAGAGACAAGUGAGUGAGAAAAUUUACAAGGACGGAAACUUGGUGAACCAUUACCGACUCGAAUGCGACGGGAAGUGGGACGACCAAGAAUUGUUGGGGAAGCUUAGGAACAGUAAUAAGGUCAAUUUGAUGUUGAUCAGGGUUAGAAAUUAA
Molecule: messenger RNA, 2256 nt
Organism: [Candida] anglica
Lineage: Eukaryota; Fungi; Ascomycota; Pichiomycetes; Serinales; Debaryomycetaceae
Source: the annotation of a GenBank genome assembly